Poecilia reticulata (guppy) is the source of this 8243-nucleotide messenger RNA. RefSeq lists its product as uncharacterized. Gene Ontology annotation, biological process: regulation of transcription by RNA polymerase II. The record is from RefSeq and is a predicted model, not a curated record. Gene Ontology annotation, cellular component: nucleus. Gene Ontology annotation, molecular function: transcription cis-regulatory region binding. Lineage: Eukaryota; Metazoa; Chordata; Actinopteri; Cyprinodontiformes; Poeciliidae.
AAAAGAGAAAAAAGUAGAAUAUAAGAAAAGCCUUUCUUUUUUAUUUUUUCCCCCUCCUCCUCUGUGGUGCGUUUGUUUGCGUGUCGGCGUGUCCCGGCGGUGUAACCGGAGAGAGGGGCCUCACUGAGAGGGAAUGCAGGACUGCAAUGGAGCACAAUGCAAUACAGUGGGUGGGUGCUCCCUCCUGCCAGAGAGGCAGCUACGCCUUCUACAAGUCGGUGAGCAGCAGAGCUCAGCCUGACGGGCCGCUCCAGGUGUGGAAGCUUGGCGAGUUCUACUUCAUCCAAUGUGGGCCAGAGGAUCCCAUCUGCAUCGCCGAGGUGACAUUGCUAUGGGAAGAUCAGGCUCGGCGCCACCUGCUGGCCAGUGCCCGACUCUACUUUCUGCCUGAGGACACUCCAAAGGGCCGAACCAGGGAGCAUGGAGAGGAUGAGGUCCUGGCCGUGUCCAGGAAGAUGGUGGUACGUGUGGAGGACCUGGUGAAAUGGUCACGUGCCGACCUAGCCGGGUGGAGUGGUGGCCCAAUGCCUCCAGUGGUCAAGACAAAUGGUGUCCACGAACCUCCACAGAGCGGCGGAGACAACAACGGCGGUGUGCCAAGUGACAACAAUGAGCUCCUGGAAGUCAAAACUGAGGACGAGCCGUCGCAGCGGCAGACUGUCAAGGUUCUGAGCUACCCCCAGUACUGCCGCUUCCGCUCCUUGCAGAGACGCAUCCAGGAUGGAGCCAGGGGCCCCGCGCUGCAGGACACAUACCUAUUGGCCCUUGGGGCCAUCAAGGUUCUGCCCAACAUCAGGGUGAUGUACUGCAGGGACACCUUCAACCACCCGACACUGGAGAGCAGCGCCUGCUUCUCCUGGCAGUUCAAGUGUCCAUCUCUGAGUCUUCGAGGACGACCUCGUAAGAGGAAAGGUCGCGACAGCAAAGACUCUCCGACCUCAGGCCAACCAGAGUCCUGGAUCGAAAAGAUGAAGGAGAAUGUGAUGGGCAGCGUGGAGGUUGGCUGUGAGGGCAGCUGGCUCCCCCAUCCAGAGGAGCAGCUGUUCCUGGAUCAGCUCUUCAUUUUUAUGGAGCGCCACGGAUCACCCAUCCACAAAGUUCCCAACCUAGGUUUCAAGAAGAUCGACCUGUUCCUCAUGUAUUCGGUGGUCAAACGGCUCGGUGGCUACAAGAAGGUAACUUCAGACCGCCUGUGGAAGGUGGUGUACAAUGAGCUGGGCGGAUGUCCAGGCAGCACCAGCGCAGCUACCUGCACCAGGAGACACUAUGAAAGACUGAUGCUUCCAUACGAGGAGCACCUAAGAGCUGGAGGAGGAGCAGAGUUUAAGAUCCCCGAUGUGCCGCUGCCUUCCAAACCCAGAGGAAUACGAGGACGCAAACCUCUGCCCAGAGGCAGGAAACCUGGACCCAAACCCAAGGAGAGGAGGACGGGGACGUUGUCACAUGCAGCUCCGCCUUCUACUAUUCUGAGUCCAAACGGUGCCAUGGUGGUGAAACGAGGCAGAGGCAGACCGCCAGGAACUCGUAACAAAUCCACGCUUAUUGCUCAGGCCAAACUGCUGGCUCAGCAGCAAGCAGCAACCAAACCAGCAGCAGUAGUGGAGCUAAAGCAGCACAGUCUUCUGCUGCCCCCUGCAGGCAGAGGAGGACCAACACCCAGCAGCACACACCGGCCCAUCCAGCCGGCCUUCCUCCCGCUCAGCAUGCCCCUGACCCCUGACCUCUCCCCCAUGUCUCCUUCCUUCCUCCCCUUCAAAACGACGGAGUUGAAGUCGGAACGCAGCGACUCGGCGGCUCCUCCCCCUCCCAGCGUUCUCAUCCCAGCUCUCCCUCACUUCGUCACCGGCUCGCUGAGCAGCUUCAGCCCCAUCAAAGGCGUGUGCCCUCUGGACGUCUUCAGGAGUCAAAUCAGCCUCCAGAGGGGCCCUGACAGCCUUGCCCUGACCCCCCAGGACCCGGCACAGCUCCACCCGGCCAUCUUCACCCUCCAGCCCAAAGGAGGGAGCCCGGACACGCCCCAACCCAGCUCGGAGCAGCUGCAGCCUCAGCUGCACCAGCUCCACCAGCAACACUGCUCUGGCUGUGGCUCAGACAACGGGGGUCAGCGCGGAGUUUCCAGGAGCCGGCCCCCGCUGCCUCCACUCCGCGUCCUGCCUCUCAACCUGGACUGCAGCGUCCAGGUGAGGAAGGUGAUGCGAGCUCACCUGGACUCGUCUCAGCUGCAGACCUUCACCCGUCGGCUGUCGGAGGCGCUGUCGCAGGACCUGAACGCCAAGCCGCCCUGUUCCCCCAUCACCCCGCCGCCGGAGCAGGCGCUGCCCCUCAACCUCAGCAAACGAUUACCACCCAAACGGCCCAGCGCCGAGGGCCACGAGCAGAGUCCGCAGGCCGUCAACAGAAACUUGGAUCCAUCGUACUCCAAGAGACCACGCAGUGGGCCACAGGAGCAAGCGCAGGAUUUCAGCCUCAGGGGCUGCUCCAGCUCCUUGGCGGUGUCCGGCGUUCAGAGCGUGGAGGGGAGGGGCCAGGAGGAGCCAGCAGACCUGAGCUCCCCAAGCCGCAUCCGGGCCUUCCUGCUUGGACUUCCACCCUUCCAGGUGAAACUGGAGGAAGACAUGAACGGGACGAGGUUUGUGAAAAUUCCUCCUCCAAACGAAACCAGAAGGACUGAAGUCGGAGAUGGAGAUGCGAAGACAGAGGCAAAGAAGCAGGAGGAGCCGAUGGGGAAGGAACAACCGGAGCGAGAUCCGACCCGGUGUCCCGGACCCAUGUCGGAAGGGCCUGCUUCCGACACGGACACACACUGUUUUUAGUGUUCAUUUCCAUAAAUCAGGAUCACCUCGGAGACUUGUCUGCGCCGGGUGUUUGCUUCUUUAAUGACAUUUAUUUCGCUACAUUUCCGUUUUCUCUGGAGGAACGUCAUCAAACAGAAUCAUGACAAUCACAGCUGAGUUUCCGUUAAAACAAAAACGGGAGAUGAUUUUCUUUUUUUCCUGAACACUGCCAUAACCCUUGGAAACACUAUACACUUCUCUCCUCUACGUUCCGAUGAAACUAAAACGGAUCCACAACAGUUAGAACAAGAUAUCAUGUUUGGGUGAUGCUAUGCAUCAUGACUCCUCCCACAGCAUCCCUGGUGUCGUCCGCUAGUCCCGUUUUUAAAUUGUUCUCUACAUCCGUAGGGAGAGACUUAUUUUCUGAUAGUGUUUAAAUGUAUUCUAGGGCUCAAAAUGAAAAGUUGUCUUCACAAUGUAUCCAGUGAAAGUGAAGCGUUUUAGUCCUGAUGUAAACGUACACAAACGUGCCUUAAAGGGCCGGCGACCCACGCCAUUCCCGGCUUCACCUGCAUCCACUCAGACGGAGAUACCUUGAUGUUUCAACAGCACACCCAUCGACCAGGUUCGCCAUCGUGUCGGCUUGCUCUCACCUUUGUCCCUGUUAAGGUUCUUAGAUCCCCACAUGCAGCUCCGACAGUCUAAACUACCUCACGUUCUUCAUUUCUCCCCCUUCCCCCCCCUUUUUUAACCGUGUUUGAGGAUUGUAAAACUAUCCCAACAUGUUUGAGAUGAAAGCAUGCUCAGAAUGGUCCACAUCUGUAGCUUCCUUCUUCGGCAGGUAGAGGCUCCUGCCAACAGUACAUUUGAAAUCAAAACAAAUCUUGUAUCUGCAGCUUCAGAGUGAGGAACUCCUGCCUCCAUAUUGGUAUUCAUGCAGUGUAUAGGUGCGUCUCGAUUACUUAGAAAAUCACCAAGGAGUCUGUUUUGAUCCAUAAAUUCAGCUCAGAAAGUGGAACUCGUGGUUGUGGAGUAUCAGAUUUUCCUUGCUCUAAACUUUCCUUUUAGAUUCUUUGCUAUAGCACUUUCUAGACAGACAAGUUCUGUAGCAAUGACCUUUUCUUGCCUCCAUAACCUUUAUGUACUAAAAUAUAUUUUUAUUGGUUUUCAUUACUUGUAAGCUAUAAUUACCAAAAGCAGAAAUAAAUGCUUAAAAUAAAUCUCUUAAUGAAUCCAUACAAUUUCUGCAGUUUCACUUUAUGAACUGAAUUAACUUGAAUUCUCACUUUAAAUUUCUUUAGAUGCACCUGUGAUUCCAGGAACUUCAUGUCGGUUAAAGCCUUUUGUUAGAAACGAGAAACAAAAAUUUUAUCUUGCAUCAAAAAUAUGUCGCUUUUCUUGCUCUUAAACAUCAAGGUAUCUCUUUAACUUGCUUUCCUGUUUGCUUUGACACCACAUAUGCUGGUUCAGAUUUGCACACCUACUGUACUCAUUUUGCUUUUUUUUUUUUUCAUAUUUAAGCCAGUUAUAAUUUACUGUCUCUCAUUUCUCAGCGUUUGUAUUUGACUCGAACUAAUAGGUGCUGUUUUUUCCUAGUUAUGUAGCUCAUGGCCACAUUGGUUUUUGACUUGUUUCAAGGCACAGAAUGUUGUCAAGCUGCAAGUCAGAACGUUUUUAAUAGGUUUAAAAAUUCACAUUGAUUUGUCCACAGAGAGAAUAUUUGAAAGAAAUAUUUUAAAAGAUGAAAAAAUUUGCUUAUUAGUAAUUAUUUUUUAUCAGAUUUGUUUGACUGUUGGUUCCAUGUUCAGCACAAAUAUUUGUGAAUGCAUGAAAAAACAAUGUGUAUUCAGUAUAUGGGCAGAUGCACCAAAGUGCUCCACCAGACUCCUAUAUAAUUCUGUUAUUGAUAGUAUUUUUACAAUUUUACUUAGUUCAUUUGUUUUCCUUCUUUAUUGUAAAAUAAUUAUUGGGCAAAAAAAAUAACUACAAAUGUCAUAUUCUUCAUCACUGUAAUGUUUUUCACAGGUAACUACUGUAACUACUGUCUGGCUUUGCUUAAUCACAUCAGUAAACCUGUAUUUAUUGGUCCCAGAGAGCUUUAAAGGAGCGCGUUUGUAGAACAAAUAAUGUGGACAGUUGUGCUCACUGAAGAGCUUAUCACAUUUUAAAAUUAAAGAAGGAUAAAAAUAAUAUUGGUCCUCCACAAAGCUGCUGUUCAGAAGCUGCUAACAACCGGCACUGACAUGAAAUGAUGCCCUUUGGUUAGCAUUAGGAACAAUGUCUGACUCCGAUUUUAAGCUGCUUACCAUAUUUUUUGUAUUCCAUGAAAGUUUUACAUAUAAACUGUCAUUGGAAGAAAUAUUGCUACCCUACAUCAUUUAGUUUAGUAUGAUGGUUAGCUGAACAUGCUAAUAUCUUAACGCAUCAGAUAAAUGACUAGUCAGAUUUUAAAAAUAGCUGUUUGGGUCAAUCAUGUUUUUUAGACCUUCUUAAUUUUUGUAUGUUAUAUACAUAUUCCCAUUAAGUAAUAAAGGUUUUGUUAAUUACUGAUACAACAGUCAUAAUUUUGCCAGCUAGCCUUGUUGACCACUUGAGUCAUUUUAGCGUUUGAUAGAGAUUUACCCGACAUUAUUAGGUUAUGAUUAAUUUAUGGGCACCAAACCUUCUUGGCUUUGCUGGACUGUUUGUUGUUCUAAACAGUUGUAUCACACUGCAGCAUGUUUCAAGCUUGUGGGCUAAGUCCAGGCUACUGUAGCUGUUUUGGUGACCCACUAGACUCCAGAAAUAGAACUUCAAGAAAGCAGAUGUGUGAUUAAUUAUUUCAUAAGUUUAUUUGUAUACUGUCAAACAUCAAUGUAAAAAAAAAAAGCUAUAUAUUUUAAGAAGUACUCAACGAAUGCAGAGAAAGCUAUAUUAUUUUAAAAGUUGAAUAGAGUUUUAUCAAAGCAGCCCUUUGAGGAAAUGUAUGACCUUGAUGAGUUUCAAACAUCUGUACUGCAGGUAAUAACGGACAGUGGAACAUUUCUUAGCUUAACAUGCUAGCUUGCCAUGCUUUCAUUUACCUUUAACUCAAAAUCUGCUAUGUGGGGAUUCUAGUUAACUUUGUAUGUAUAAAUAAAACUUUUUGACUACUCAUCUGUAAGACACUUCAAAGUUGCUGCUACUAGAAUGGUGAUGAUUUUGUUAACUUAGCAUGCUGACAUAGAGCUUUAUUGCCGUUUCUGUUCCAAAGAUUCUAUAUUUUACAGUAUUUUUUUGACAGUAAUUCCUAGCAAUCAAUUGUCUUUUUUGACUUAAAUCAGUUUAGACCAAAUUGUUCAUACGCCAAGAUGGUAACGGUGAACUUUUUUUUUUAGUUGCAAUUGCUUUAAGAACACAAAGCUUUUAAAAACUUGCUGCUUUGUUUUAAGAUCUCCUGUUUAUCAUCAGUGUGACAGCAGAGGGUUGAUUUUACAGUUCAUUUUGUGUAGAGCACCUUUAAUGUGCAUUUGCCAAACAAAUGCAUAACCUCAAACUGAUCCUUGUUCUAAUAACCUCAGCUUUUAAAAUUGAGUUUCCAAACCCGUUCCUUAAAAGUUGGUCUGGGUCUGAUCACUCUUCUGGUUCCUCCCAGGUGAAACGCAGCUCCACUGGACCAGUUUAGAACCACCUGAACAUUGGCUUCAUUUCUUUUGCUCCUUUUUUGUUGAUGUAUUGAAUAAUAAUGACAUGCCACUCAUUUUAUUUUAUUUUAUUCUCUUUUUUUUCCAGCUUCUUAAACUAGUAUAACUUUUCUUUGUUUGGAUAUCUAAGCUUAGUCUAGCUAGUUUUUUUUUUGAUAGGUUCCACAAUGUUUACAGUUUCUUAUGCAUGUUAUACAAAUUUCUUACAGUGUUUUGCACACUACUCCAGCAUCAGUCUUGAACGGCACUGCUCAUUCAUGUAAAGUACUUAUAAGUGCCUGAUACAUCAAUUUGGAGUUGAUGUUUGUAAGCGAAUGAAAGUUAAAUGAGCUCAUUAGCCUUCAUGCCUAAUGAGCAGGUGUAGGUGAGUUUUGUUGAACUUUAUGGCCUGUGCGGGUUUUAGUAAAUUCUUGAGUUGAGGAUUUGAUGAGAGAAGACCCGCGACACCAGAACAACGCUCAGCUCCGUGUGUUGGAUUGAACUGGACCUACAAGAUUUAAGAAAAGGGACGGCAAACGGUCGGUUGGACAUUCAUGAUGAUAAAAGAUCAAAAUAAAGGUGCUACAUGUCACAUUUUUACGUCUUUGAAUUGUUGAAUUUGACUGUUCUGCAGCUUCCUAAAAUGUCAUACAAGCUUCUCAGUUUUCAUAUCUGAAGAUUUGCCUUUUGUCCUCAUGUAUUUUAUUGAUUUCUUUAUGAAGAAAAGUUUCUGGAUAACCAAAACGACCAUUGAUCGCUUAAAAGAAAUUUGAUUUUUGGGACAGUUUUGAACUUGCGGGUUUGUGAAAAAUUCAGUUAAUGCUUCAGAUUUGGAGAUGAAAUAUGUGGAGCUAGUCUUUAUUUCUCUAUUAAAUAUAUAUUUUUAUUAUUUUUUCUAAAGUCAGUCAUUUUAAAUAGUUUUCUCUUUAUACUCUGAUAUAUUAACAAUUGAUUCAGUAGUUAUAAAAACCCUCAUAAAGUAACCUAGUUUCAUGGUUGGAUGUAGUUUUUUUUAAAAUUUAUUUAUUUUUAAUUCUGGUUAUUUCCCCUAAAAUUUGCCUUGUAAUGACAUAAAAGAUGUCAAAAGGGUUUUGUAAUCCAAAUAACCUUGCUUAAGCAAAAACAAAAUGCUAGUUCAAAACACAUUAAGCUUUAAUUUAUGCAAAUAUGCACAAAUUGUUGUAUAUAACUGAUUAUCUGCGUGGAAAAUUGGAACUUAGCUUAUUUCAUAUUUGAAUAUUGAUAAAUGCAAAAUUGUCUGAAAUGAAUUGAAAUUCCAUCUAAAAUGAAGAAUUUAGACUGAAAUCUAAAAUAAUGUUCCCUCUCUCUUCAGGACUGUCUUGAAUAGCAAACAUCCCAAAUGUCCAUACAACUGUAGCUUAAAUCAACCAAAUACAGAUGGUGAAAAAUGCUUCAUGUGGCACCUUUACAAACUGGAUGUUACACACUUAGGAAUCUCUUUUAUAAGAAUUAAAGAUGAAAAUAUUUUUAUUUCUGCUUCUAUUUACGCAAGCUCACUGGAAACACUCAGCUCACACUGACUGUUUCCAGUGUGAGCUCUGAUGGACUGUUACCUCCCGAGUUUUACCCAAGACCAUGGCGGUGUUCCACCAAGCGCUGGAUUGGAACCAGAACAUUCUUGCUUGAUUAAGAAUAUGUUUUAUUUUGGUUGUUACUGAUUUACAGCACAUGGUCUGUUUUUGCUUUGCUCCGUUUUAUUUUUUUUUAUCCUAUUUUAAUGGUAAAAGGCUUUCAGUGUCAGGUACCAUUCCAUUUUAACACUGUAUAUUUAUAUUAAAAAUAAUCUGUUAAUAAAUUCUGAGUUCAA